AGCCAGUGCAAGCCACAGCGAAUACCUCCACGGUGAGCCGCGAGAGCAUCGUACGAUCAGCACCGUACCAUUAGCCCCGUACGAUCAGCACCAGACCUUGUUUCGACGGACGGCGACAUGGACGACAACGACGUCCGCGUGCACGACUUCCUCGACGACAAGCUGCAGACGGCCGGCGAUCUAGACUCGCUGGAUGCAUUGCUUGCCAAUAUCACCACUCAGCAUGGCCUCUUGAAGCAGCAGCUCGACGACGCCCAGCGCGACCUCUACGAUGCAAAGCACCACCAGCACGAGCACCACGCCCAGCUGCAGGACAAGGCAGGUGCCUUUCGCCGCGCCCAGCAGGACAUCGACCGCCGCGUGAUGGUCAUCACCGCCUCGGAGACCAGCGAUGACGCCGUCCCGCGGUUCGAAGCUGUGCUGGGGACGUUGCAGCGCCUCGACGUGGCCAGCGGAUACAUUGCGCUGCUGGGUGAGGUCGACGUGCUCAGCAAACAAGCCCAGUCCCAACUGCAGACCUCCAGCGAAGCUGCCCUCGUGCCCUACAAGCAGCUGCGCUCGCUGCACACCCGUCUGAUCACACUCCAGGACGAUGCUGAGGGUGCUGCCCCGCAGCUGCUCCACCACGUCAGCCAGAUCACCCAGGCUCUGCGCACCAAGAUCCUCGGUGCCUUCGCCGCCGACCUCGACAGUAUGCUCAAGAAGGUGCACUGGCCCACGCCCAAGGCAGUCAUCCCAUCACAGCUGCGUGGGGAAUGGGAGACAGCAAUCGUGAAGCUGCUCGAUCUGCAGAUGCCUGAGCUUGAGGGCAGCAACUAUGCAAGCGGGUCGGCGAACAAGGUCAAGCUGCCACCUGUGCUGUUUCCCUUUGAAGUGCUCGUACAGCCUCUGGAGAUGCGCUUCCGCUACCACUUCGAGGGUGACAAGCCUACGAACCGUCUUGACAGGCCUGAGUAUUUCCUCUCGCAUGUCACUACACUUCUAGACGACUACAGUGCCUUUGUCAGUGACUACGUGCAGCCUGUGCUGUUCAAGCACUUCCGUGGUACAGAUCUAGCGUUGAAUCCCGUCUAUAUUGAUGCCAUGUCUGCCUUCAUCACUGCGCUCUUGCCUGUGCUGAGGACCAAGAUCGGCUCGCUGCUGCCCAAGGUAGCGAGUCAGCCCCAGCUCCUCAGCCAUCUCAUCCACGAGAUUAUGAGCUUUGACUCCACCAUCAGAGACACGUGGGCAUACGAUGGCGGUUAUGGCCUGAGCGGCUGGAACGGCCUAUCGUGGGAAUUCCUUGUUCAGGGCAAUUGGUUCGACCAGUGGCUGCGAGUCGAGAAAGAGUUUGCCCUCAAGCGUUACCAAAGCAUCGUAGAGGCCGACGACUGGCGAGAUCUCGAUUACGAAAGCGUUGAUCCGAAAGCCACAAAACCCACAAAGGGUGCAAUUCGUGUCAACGAUCUGCUUGAAACGAUAACAGAUCGAUACAGACCCUUGACAUCUUUCAAGCACAAGCUGGCGUUUUUGAUCGACAUUCAGAUUGCCAUAUUCGACCAGUUUCACGAGCGGCUCAGCGACAACCUAGAAGCCUAUCUCCGAAUGACCACCACGCUGGGUCGCGCUAUGGGCGGCGUAAGCAGAGAGGAGCAGGAGAAGCUGCUCGGCGUCGAGGGUCUGGAGAGCCUAUGCAAAACAUACGGCAGCGCAGACUACCUCGAAAAAGCGAUGCGGGACUGGAGUGACGACGUCUUUUUCCUGGACAUUUGGGAGGAGCUGCAGGAUCGUGCUCAGCACGGUGGCAGCAUAGGCACCCGUACCGUUGCUUCCGUGGCCGAACGCACCUCCAAGAACGUCGGCGCAAGCGAAGCCAACGCCUCAGAUGCAGGUGGUCUCUUCGACGAAACGGCUUCGUGGUACGCGCGCCUGCGCGAUCGCAGCGAGCAAAUCAUCACCGAGACACUUGUCUCUAACGUGCGGCUGGCGCUGAAGCCGUAUCGCCAGAUCAAUCCCUGGGCCACCCUCUCCUCAUCAGUUAACUCCACCCUUUACGACAGCGUCUUGCGAGUCAGCUUCUCAACCCAAGGUGCUGCUCAACUGAACGCCGAUCUCGAAGCUAUCUGCGCUGUCGUGGACGAGAAGAUCGGCGCAGGCGUGGCUGAAACUGGAUUAAGGAAGUGUUUCGAGGGCGCGAAGCUCGUAGGCUUGCCUAUCAGAGGUGGUAAGACAUCUGCAAACACCAGCGAUCAUGGUGAAGAGGAGGGAAUGGAGGUGUGGGAUGCUUGGGCCGCAGAGGAUGCCGAUGUUGAUGCAGGUGACGAGCCGUCAGGGGCAGCGCCGCAAAAAGUAACGUCUACGCGAGAUGCAGGUGAUGAUGUCGAGGGUGCGGAGGAACUUGGGCUUUGGGAAGUCGAGAAGCGUUUGUUCGUCGACAAUGCUAGUGCUCGAGAUGUCCUCGAAGAGUUGGGACUUGAAGUCUUGGACGAGAAGGAAGCAAGGCGUCUGUUGAGAUUGAGGGUUGAGCUUGCUGGUUAGGCUUACAGUAGUCGUAGACUGAACACCUUCACGCAGC
Macroventuria anomochaeta is the source of this 2554-nucleotide messenger RNA. Its product is annotated as RINT-1 family protein. The transcript has 7 exons. The record is from RefSeq and is a predicted model, not a curated record. Gene Ontology annotation, biological process: endoplasmic reticulum to Golgi vesicle-mediated transport; retrograde vesicle-mediated transport, Golgi to endoplasmic reticulum; regulation of ER to Golgi vesicle-mediated transport. Gene Ontology annotation, cellular component: Dsl1/NZR complex. The coding region runs from base 118 to 2517 and encodes 799 amino acids. Lineage: Eukaryota; Fungi; Ascomycota; Dothideomycetes; Pleosporales; Didymellaceae.